CCAGACGGCCCAAGAGGCUCCCAAAUAACCCCUGAGGACCCCCAAACCCUCCAACAAGGGGCCGUGACGUUUCGGCUCAAGACAUCGGAGCACUCCUGUUCCUUACAUUUCAUUUCCUGAGACUGGGCCUGUAGUUUCCUCUCACUCAAACCUCAGGCAGUUGGGAUGGCGGCGGCCGGAAAGGCACCAUGGACCGGAUACGUGGUAGCGCUAAUGGUUCAAGGCGUAUCUACCGCGACUUCCAUGACGGUGAGCGAGCGCAUCCAUCGCGACAUCGACCCGUACAACGCCUCGCGCACCAGUGCAAGCACGCAGGAAGUGCGCGACCCAAUGCCGUGGUCCAAUGCGAGCGGGAUGCCCACGCAGCGUUCAGCCGGUACCUUAACAUACAGCCUCGGAGGAGUCAGCCAUUGUUGCAAUUGCGGUUGGAAUAGAUGGUGGAUUUCGGUGCCAAUUAACGAGCCUAUCGCGUCGAUCACAAUUAGUGGCACUUGGAAGGACCAGGGAUGGGGGAACUAUCAAGGGCACAUCCGUGCCAUUGUGGGGUCGGAGUCGUUUCAACAAGGUGUGGCACCUCAUUCGUGGACGGCGUUUAGUUGGACCUGGACAUUGGCUUCGCCCGCGACAUCUGGCACUCAGAUCGUGUUCGAUUACUUCGUUGGGGGUGGAGGCGGGCACUGUCUUCAAAUCUCUCAUCCCGCGACGCUGACUGUCACCACCGCGACGCCGAACCCGACGCCGUAUCCGACGCUUUUUCCGACGCCCUUUCCGACACCCUUCCCGACGCCCUUUCCGACACCCUUCCCGACGGCUUUCCCGACGGCCUUCCCGACGCCCAACCCGACGCCGAACCCGACGCCGUAUCCGACGCCGUAUCCGACGCCGUAUCCGACGCCGUACCCGACGCUUUUUCCGACGCCCUUUCCGACACCCUUCCCGACGCCUUUCCCGACAGCCUUCCCGACAGCCUUCCCGACAGCCUUCCCGACACCCUUUCCGACAGUUUUCCCGACGCCUUUUCCAACGGCUUUCCCAACGGCCUUCCCGACGCCCUUCCCGACGGCCUUCCCAACACCCUUUCCGACAGUUUACCCGACGCCUUCCCCAACGGUUUUCCCAACGGCCUUCCCGACGGCCUUCCCGACGCCCAGCCCGACGCCCAGCCCGACGCCCAGCCCGACGUAUCCUGCGGGUUGGCCGACACCACAUCCGACCUUUCUUCUUGCAGCUCCCAUGGCGGCUGGAGCUGCCGGAGGUGUGGCUGCCACUGGCGACCCCCACCUUCAAAACGUUCAUGGCGAGCGGUUCGAUUUGAUGAAGCCCGGCCGGCAUGUUCUGAUAAAUAUCCCUCGUGGAAUGAGCGCUGAACAAGCAUUGCUUCGCGUACAGGCCGAUGCGCAUCGAUUGGGUGGACAUUGUGCGGAAAUGUAUUUCCAACAUUUGAACGUUACUGGCAAGUGGGCAGAGGCCAAACAAAAUGGGGGUGGCGGAUCACUACAGCGUGUCGCAGAGCUCAAUCGAGAUUCCGCUAUGGGUUGCACUUGGUCCGGUUCAGCUGAAAGUUGUCCAUGGGCAUACUGAUGCUGGCCUCGCGUACUUGAACGUGUACGUGAAGCACUUGGGGCGAGCAGGGUUUGCCGUCGGAGGUCUACUGGGGGAGGACGAUCACCAAGACGUGAGCACUCCUCCGCAGGCAUGUGCGACGCACACGGAGCUCUCUGAGCUUUCGCACCCAGACGGUCCGGCAUCUGUUGCGGUGGCUUCCUUCUAGCCAUUGGGAAGGGCCGGCUACCCCCACUCGUGACGGAGCUCUAUGAGCUUUGGCACCCAGACGGUCCCAGUCGUUCCUGUUUCACGGCAUCUGUUGCGGUGGCAUCCUUCUUAUUAGCCACCAGGAGGAAGGGGAGCCUCGAAAUCUGUCUGAUUCGAUCCAGCCCGGCGGCAAUUCGCUGACUAUUAUAAGCUGUCUGAUCCAGACAAAUCUGUCUGAUCCAGCCCAGGAUCACGGUCCCCCUGACAGCGGGAUCCUUUUGCCAAAUUUUUGCCAACAGCUUCUGGAGCCCAGCCAGGCAUCGGGCCGCGCAAACAAACAUAGGUGGCGAAGGACCCAACCGUGUGUAGGUGUGAGCCCGGAGGGAGACGACCACGAGGAUUUGGCCGUUGAUUUGGAUGCGUAUGAUCGGUGCGCACGGAGCUACACAAGUUUGGGUGCAUGCACGGUCAUAGUCGUUCUACCUCAUCCGUUGCAGCUGCAUCCUUUCGCUUGACAGCACAGGUGAUCCUGUGCUGAGGAGGGGAAGGGUGAGGACAACUCCUCGCUCAACCGUCCAAUACUAGCCACCAGGCCAGGCUGCGCCCGAUUCGCGAGAGGGGCCAUAGCCGUUGCCAUUCUCCAAUGGGGGCAGCCCGAGGGCGCACGGCGCGAGGGUGCUCGCGAUUCCCGCGAGACGCGGGGCGCGAUGCGCGACGUUAGUUGGCCUAGGCUGCUCGUCAUUUCGUGGUGGUCGGGGAAGCGAGAGCACCUCGAUCGGAGAAGGACGAC
Prorocentrum cordatum is the source of this 2542-nucleotide messenger RNA. The record is from the annotation of a GenBank genome assembly. NCBI's taxonomy places the organism in Eukaryota, Dinophyceae, Prorocentrales, Prorocentraceae.